This is a messenger RNA of Oncorhynchus tshawytscha (Chinook salmon), 1557 nucleotides long. RefSeq lists its product as uncharacterized. The transcript has 8 exons. NCBI's taxonomy places the organism in Eukaryota, Metazoa, Chordata, Actinopteri, Salmoniformes, Salmonidae. The coding region runs from base 142 to 546 and encodes 134 amino acids. The record is from RefSeq and is a predicted model, not a curated record.
GCAGGCCCCUCCUCCUUCCAUCUCCAAGGGGCUUUGGGAAAGGUAUAAAAACGCACCACCAUCCUCUGCGUCAGGACCAGUUGAAGUGCAAUAUUGAAGCCUGUACUGUACGAUUCAGGAUCCAGACUCUAACCUCAAGGCAUGUUGACCAGGAAUUUUCUCAUCUUCUGCUCUCUGGCAGUUCUGCUAGUACAAGCUGACUUCGAUACUAAUAACGAUCACGCUGCCCAAGCCAUGUCCACAGAUAAGGACUCAACCUCGGAGGAAGCUCCAACUGAAAGCAUAAAUGCCAUAUCCGCGGAUCAGCCUAAUGCUCCUAAACCUAAUGGAGUCACUGGACCUGGUGUUGCAGCAAACAGUGUUGAGGACCAGGAGGAGGAUGAAAGCUCAGAUGAAGGUCUGAAAAAAAAUAAUGUUCCUCCUCCUCCUCCUCCUGCUCCACAACAAAACUCAGGAAAGUUAGUUGGGCCAGCAGGUGGGAACCGGAGAAAGGCCCCAGCCCCACAACAAAAGAGGAGAUCACGACCCUCCCGCCGUCAGCAGUGAAAUGCCAAAAAGACACAGAGGCAAACAUUUACUUUUAGUUAAUUGCAUAGAAGAAGAAACAUAUUGUAUCCUAUUACUGUAUAUGCCAUAACAUGAAAGUGUACAGAACCGUACUCGCAUGAUGAAGCUGCUUUGAUGUAUCUUGAGCAGCAGAACAGUCAGCAAGACAUGACAUAUUGUUUACUGUAAUGUCUGUGGAAAACACUCAGUGGUAUGUUCAAUACAAACUCAUGGGCAUUUCUCUGUGAAUAAAAAUGUAGGAUUAAAUUAACAAUGUAUUGUGAUGACAUAAAACCAGGCCAAAUUAUCAUAACUGACCUUGACCUUAAGAGCCACUGAAACGGCUCUAAAUUCACCAACCUGUUUCAAAAUAGCAAGGACCUCACUCCCAUGAAAAUACCUCCAUUUCUAAAUGAGCGCACACACCGCACUAAAUGUCGAUCUCCGUUCAUUCGGCGUGGUGUGUUUUAUGGACCACUUGCCUGUGGGCGUCUGACUGCUAACAUUUUCGCGUGGUUUGCACUCGGUUUGCAAAUUACAGCUGGCACUCUGUUCAGAGGUGCUAAGUACUCUCGGCUGGCAAACGCUAGAGAGACUUGCUAUUUUGAUCAUGAGCCAGUUGGUGGAAAUAUGGAGUUACGAACUAGCAAUACAAUAUUGUUAGCUAAAGUGAAAAGACUAGAUAUUCUUUACAGAAAACGGCUAAAGAAAUCCCAUAAUUUAUCUCAGUUGAUGAGGAUACCUUUGACUGUUGCUGCCUACCCAAAGACUGUUACACUGUCCUCAGUCAGCAUAUCUUUUAGUGCAUAAUCGUUCAAAACAACCCUGCUCUCGAACACAAAACCAGUGUUUCAAUCAAAAAUAUUUCUUUCUUUUUUCUAAUCAUCAUUUUUAUACCCACAGUAUUCAACACAUUAUGUAUGAAACAUGUUUGAUGAAUGUCAAUUUCAAAACAUGUUUAAGUGUGAACCUCUGUAUCUUACAUCAUAUCUUUCCAAAUAAACUUCUUUG